GCCUGGAAUAAAGCGAGGCAGUAGAUUAUAGAGCUUGUGCGAUUACACCAAUUCAGCACAGCUAUUGCUAGAGAUGUUCAAAUCGCAUGUUUUAUAUAUGUGCUGAUAGGGGGAUUUCGCAAUACGUUAGUUAUUAUAGGUACACUCGUCCGUUCCGUUUUCGUCAGUAAUCUUACCGAUUCUGCCAAUGAAUGACGAAUUCGUGCGGAGUAUCUUUAAAAAGAAAUUGAACCCACGAAACUCAACGCACGCUGAUUAUUACAGUUGACACGUGAUAAUUAUAUAAAUACCGUUGCAUUAAAAUGACAACCACCUCGCCGCAGUCGUCGUCGAAAAAAUUGCCAGGAGUAGAAUUUGCACUUGGUGGUAUCGCGGCAAUGGGUGCCGGGUGUUUUACAAACCCGAUUGAUGUAAUAAAAAUACGCCUCCAGCUUCAAGGAGAGUUGGCAACACGUGGGACCUAUAAAAAACUUUACAAAAACACAAUUCAUGCUGCCUACAUUGUUGCAAGGCAUGAAGGCAUUUUUGCGCUACAAGCCGGUUUUAUACCAGCUAUUGGAUUCCAAUUGGUUCUAAACGGAGUCCGGCUAGGAACCUACAAUAUUGCAAAAAAGCACAAAUGGACUUUGAACAAGUAUGGAAAAACCAGUAUUGUAAAGACCGCAGUAAUAUCUGGCACUGCAGGUGCUGUGGCAUCUAUUAUUGGUAGUCCUUUGUACAUGGUCAAAACACAAUUGCAAGCUCAAGCUGCUUCUUCCAUAGCAGUCGGCCAUCAGCACGGUCACGUUAGCACCUGGGCUGCUUUUCGAAAUUUAUGGAGAGAAGGAGGAUUCAAAUCUCUUUAUCGUGGAUGGAACGCUGGUGCCCCCAGACUUUUUGUAGGAUCUGCAACACAGCUAACAUCGUUUAGUUUGGCAUCGGACUGGUUGAAAUCUAUAAACGUAUUUCCUGAUCAUCCAGUUUUAUUGACAUUUAUGGCUAGUUUUGUGGGCGGUACUUGUCCAGCCUUAACUAUGCAACCAUUUGAUGUUGUUGCAACAAGACUAUAUAAUCAAGGAGUCGAUGCAAAGGGUAAAGGGCUUUUGUACAAUGGCGUAUUCGAUGCCUUGAUUAAGAUAGCUAAGAAAGAAGGAAUUUCCGGACUGUACAAAGGUACAUUUCCAACAUGGUUGAGAAUAGCUCCUCAUACUGUCUUAUGUUUGGUAUUUUAUGAUGAGUUAGAUAAACUCUAUACGAAGUUCACGAGCGAAUCUCAAUAAUAUGUAAUAGCAAUAAUCAAUUUAUUAGGUGUAUAAAAAGUAUGUUAUUUAUUGUAACACGAAAUUAUUUCUCUCAACAAUUUUGUGCUACAAAAUGCUGUACAAAUGUUUUAAUAUGUAU
Molecule: messenger RNA, 1380 nt
Organism: Diprion similis
Lineage: Eukaryota; Metazoa; Arthropoda; Insecta; Hymenoptera; Diprionidae
Product: solute carrier family 25 member 35-like
Exons: 5
Coding region: 303-1259 (318 amino acids)
Source: RefSeq, a predicted model, not a curated record